AUGCCGCAGCUGGGGCGGCCGAAGUUCGAUCGAGUGAGUGCUCCGGAAGUGGAGCAUGGACUGGUCAGACCCAUUCGAUAUGUGGAAAACCGAGGAUCUGCACAAAGAGUUGCAGAUGCUUUUCGGGAUGGAAAAGCGGUGAUCCUGGAACAGGAAUUUGAUCCGAAGCCCUGGAAGAGUCAGAUGUUUUCGGCCAUGACGGAUGCGACCAGCUUUUUGGUGGCAGCCAGAUACUACAUGAAGCUGGAUCCACAGACCAAGAAGGAGUUCUUUCGACCGAGCGCCUGUGGACUGGAACCAGAGCUGGUGGAGCUGCCCGGCAAAGAGUGCGUGCACCUGUCCAAAGCGAUGGUGGAGCGGCAGGAGGAGUGCGCCGCCCGGGCGGCCUUCCGCGGCUUCGAUCGCCUGGCGCGGGGGCUGCUGCUGACGCUGCAGGCGGCCGAGCCCAGCUUCCAACCCGACGUCUACGGUGACGAUCAGGGCCACUUCACAGCGGGUGCUGGUGUGUACAGGGACAAGCUGAAACCUCUGCUUGACAGCACUGAUGCCGGUCACCUUUUAAGCAUAUUUUCCUACACCGGAGAAGGCGCUUGUAUCGAGCAUGUGGAUCGAGGAUUCAUUACCUUGGUGACGAAUACUGACGGUGCCCUACAGGUCCAAGAUGCCCAAAGCAGGUGGCUGGAUGUGCCGCAGACCAAUGGCUUGGUAGCCUUCGCGGGAAAGACCUUGGAGUUCUUGACUCAAGGAAAGUACCGUGCGGUGCCGCAUCGCAUCGCGCCGCGCAAAGCCACCGGCCGGGUGAGCCUGGCUUUCAAGCUGAGAGCUCCUCUGGCAGCGGAGCUGGUGCUGCAAAAUGGAGAUGUGACCACGGUGGGCCAGCUCUUCGAGAACCACGUGGACGCCGUGGGUCUCUCCAUCAAUCAGCCGUCCAGAACUGCUGCCGUAGGCUCCUCGCUGGCCCCCCACGGGCAGCGCGGGCCCCACGGGGGCUAUGGCGAGGCGGAGGCGGAGGCCGCGCAUGGUGCCAAGUUGGCCAGCUCUGCGGGUGCCGUCACGGUGAUGCCCUUGUUCCAGUCCUGUGAGCUUCCAGCCUUCCUCGCCUGCAGGGCCGUGUGCCGAGAAUGGCUUGGUUAUUCAGACAUGAGCCAGUGCUGGGUUCGAUUCUGCAUUCAGAGGGGCAUCCCUUGGUUGCACAGACAGCUGGAUUGGCCUGGAUAUUUCAGUGACUGGCAGAAGAAGCUCUACAUCUGGAGGCAUCAGCCGAAGAUCAGGGCGGUUCCGAUUCAGAGCCCCUUUGCCAUGUAUUCCACCGUCCAGCCUCGACCCCCGGUGUGCAGAAGCCAGCGCUUGUCUGCGGCGAUACGACAAUGGGGGAUGGCUGGCCACUGUGAGAUCAAGUUCUACCGGCCAGAUGACGGGCGAAAAACUGUAGAUCUGGAGUGCCUUGGUGUUUGGGAUGGGGUGCUGUUGCGACAGAGCCAUCUUCAAGAGAACAUCGAUGAGGUGGAGUUCAGUCGCCAUGGAGGGACCACCUGGGAUCCUUUCCUAGGAGAGAUGAAUCUCAGCGACCACAUCUUGUUUCAUAUCGUCAUGAGAGGUGAUUAA
This is a messenger RNA of Cladocopium goreaui, 1605 nucleotides long. The record is from the annotation of a GenBank genome assembly. Lineage: Eukaryota; Dinophyceae; Suessiales; Symbiodiniaceae.